Molecule: messenger RNA, 2500 nt
Organism: Amoebophrya sp. A25
Lineage: Eukaryota; Dinophyceae; Syndiniales; Amoebophryaceae
Source: the annotation of a GenBank genome assembly
UGAUAAUUAUGAUUCGUUGUGGAGUACAAGAAGCAGGACCACAUUGAUCGAAUCUACCUAUUAUAAAGCGAGUAUCUUCUGUAAACUACACUUCCAACAUACAGCUUUCGCAGAGUUCCUACUCAAUGUCUUCUAAUCUACAGCUUUCGCAGAGUUUCUACGUCACGAGACCUUGCAGGCGAAGCACGUAGGAAGCCUCCAGGCUGCGCAGAGCUCCAACGAAGAAAAACUAUGAAAGACUACAAGAUUGUGUUAAAUCAUUAUCCUCUCGGUCUACUUGACGCCCAUUCAGCGAUAGUAGCGAAGAAUCAUUAUCCUCUCGGUCUACUGACGAUAUCACAUACUACUUCUACACCAUUCAGCGAUAGUAGUGAAGUCUUUUCUGUAUGCUCUUGCUCACUCAAGUAUAAAAAGGUCUAACAACCAUGGUGUAUGAUCGAUCUGAAUUUCUCUAUCUAAGUAAAAGCCGGCGACGUCGACAGCAGAUGCGUGCAACAGUCAGGUAUCGCGCGAAAGUGAAAGCCCUUGCAGAGUUAAUCAGCAAAAAACCUGGUCUCGACACUCUGAAAGCUGUUUUCGACGAAUGUGAGCAGUGCUUAAAGAAAAUCGCAAAGUCUCGCGACAUGUGGCCUCUAUCUACUGCUCGUUUGCCUGACGCAGAAGAUGAAUCCGUGGAUUCGACAAGAGUUGCUGAAAAAAAUGACGGAAAAGUGGAUGGCACAAAAGACGAGGACGAGGAAGAAACGGUUGUUAUGAUGAGAGUAACGCUGUUAUUGUUUCAACAACUUACACAGAUACAAUACACAGACUCAUCAUCUGGCAGGUCAGAUUGGAGACACAUGACAUGACAGACUCAUUGUCGACGUGGUACUACUUGCAGUUGAGAGAGAUCUACUGCCGCAAAGAGCAUAUUAGGACACUGGAAACAGAAUUCCUUCCUUCAUAACCCUGGUGGCAAAAAAGAGUACCAUGACUCCACGCAUUACACUAUGGUCCACGGUGAAUCGGUACCAACGCAGUGUGCCAAGAGAACAGGUGGAAAAUCCGAAUGGCGCUGACACUCUUGGUCUUUCGAAGGUGUGUGGGGAAGAGAAAUUUAUGGGCAGUUCUGGUGCCAUCAUAUAAAUGACAUAAGAAGUUGGAGAGGUAGUAGCAUAUGAUUGAAGUGGAAAUGAAACUUGAAGUGGGGAACAAAUGAGAAGAUGUAACCCUAAAAAACCAAGCUUUUGAUAGUAGAAGUCAAGAGCGCGGGCACCUCUAAUAACCAUGCUUGCGAACAACAGCGUGCUCUUACCAGGGAAGAACGGACAGCAGGAGUUGCCAGUGCGGUCCUGGAGGCGGCGAUGAGUGACGAAAUCAGCUUGCCAGAAGAUUGGAUCCGACUGCAAAAACUGAAGCAGCUAGUUUUUCAUAGUUAUGACUUGCUCGGAGAUGUUCAUGGCUCUACUCGGGCCUGAUUCGUCCCGGCAACGUGGCUUGGCCACAAGUUCGGGGACCCUUGAACCUUGAGAUGUUUUUCGUGAUAAACGCGAAAACACGUUUUCCACUCCCGCCUGUAGUGUUCUCCUUGAAGAGAAAGAGAACCUAGUACAGCGCUUGAUCAGAAAGAGAACCUAGUACAGCGCUUGAACAGAAAGAGAACCUAGUACAGCGCACUUACUUUAGCCGAUUUCUUGUCCUCUAAUUCCCAUCCACCAGCACGAAGAAGAAAAAGCCUGGUGGCAAAGAGAAUGAGAGGAAGGCUGGAUGGUGGCUGGUGGAUGACCCAACGAAAGUAUUCGGUGUGGAAAUGAACUUUGGCGUAGAAAGUACUCCCGCUGUGGGAGUGAUGCGGACUGCUAAUAAGCAGCCACAUCUCGACUUGAACGUACUGUUACCGCUCGAACCAAACGACGUCAAAGAGCCAAUGAUGAAAAGUUAAGAGAGGAAUGCAACAAGACUCUUCGAUCUUCUAGGUCCUGACUGAGUGGCCCCAUAGGUAGACGUCUAAGCAUGCGGCGGAAAGGGUGAAGAUUUAGUUGUGGACCAAGAGUAUGGAGUGACGCUCUUUCCGGGAUAGGUGCCAAGAGAGGCGUUGAGGAGAUGCCGUGGAAUCUAAAGGAACCGUGGAAUCCAAAGACAGGUGUGCUUUAAUCCAAAGAUAGCUAUGCUUUAAAAUAGUUGGUUCAACAAGAGAAGGUCUGAAAUAGUUGUUCGACGAGAUAUUGAAGUUUGACCUAGUUUAACAAGAGAAAGUUUGAAAUAUAAGAUGGUCGAAAAACACGAAGCAAAAACUGUUGUUUCUGCUAGGAAAGGUUGUCGUCACUGUUGCAUGUGUAACUCUAUACGUACUCGUCGUCUGUGAAAAAGUGAUGUAGAUAGUAGUACUAUCAAGUAGUCAACACGCGGCGUUAUAGAAAGGAAGACGUGCCAUGCUGGCAACAUCAUGGUGCAAGUUUAAGACUCUGCGCUAGACAUGUCAAGACGAUUCUAUUUUGCAACUACAUGCUUCAGCUCCGAC